This is a messenger RNA of Dioszegia hungarica, 1764 nucleotides long. RefSeq lists its product as uncharacterized. Bases 1 to 1764 code for a protein of 587 amino acids. The record is from RefSeq and is a predicted model, not a curated record. The transcript is spliced from 6 exons. Lineage: Eukaryota; Fungi; Basidiomycota; Tremellomycetes; Tremellales; Bulleribasidiaceae.
AUGAUUCCCCUCUUCCUCGCCCUGGCACUAGGGCUCGGUCCCGCCUCUGUCCGAUCGCAGACGGACGCGACGCCCGGACCUGGGAAAUUCUUCUUUAUGUGGCCGACGCAGGUAUCGCAGUGUCAGCUUGUCAAUCUGACUUGGGGAGCUGGAGCGGUCGCGCCAUUCCAAGCUUGGGUCGUACCAAUAGGUCAACAGCCUUUCAUCUACCAGAUACCAGCUUCAGCGUAUUCAAAUAACCAGGGGUUCUAUCAGAUACAAGUCCAGCUUAAUCAGGGGACGAACUACGUGAUGCUCAUGUCUGACGCCCGAGGCGUCGGAUCCGGCGGCACUUCCGCCCUCCAAAUCGUCUCCUCCUCUCCUGACACCUCCUGCCUCAACACCGCCUCCCGCAAUCAAACCGCCAAAGCCUUCUCCUACUCUGUCGCCGGGCGCGCCCAACAGUGCUCCAACGGGUUCGAAAUAGCCUGGGAUGGCAGUUCCGCGAAUGCGCCGUACAACUUUACGGUCAUUCCGCUCACGCAGCGGUAUUACCCGUUUGAUGUGGUGCUCGAGCAGAAGAGCGGGUGGAGUACCGACUGGGUGGUUAAUAUGACGACGGGGACCAGGUUUACGGUGGUGAUGAACAACAAGAACGGGUACGGUAGAGGCGGCGCAGCAGGCAUUUACGAAGUCGCCAAUACCAACAACACUCCCUCCUCCUGCGUUUCCCAAAGCAUCAUGGGCACGGGCGCCUGGCCCAUCGGGGUAGCCACCAACACCCUACCGGUCGCUACCCGACCCGCCCAGACUCUGGCAUACGGCAAUAGCGGCGGCGGCGGGGACAACGGCUUCGGCGCCGCUAUCGCCGGUAUAGUCGUCGGAUGCCUCGCAGCUCUUGUUAUCGCCGGCGUGACGAUCUGGUUCUGCCUCCGCCGGCGACGGCGGCUCAGGAUGGGUCUGGACGCGAGGGGGAAUAAGCGGAAGGCGGAAGAGGUGGACCUGGCGGAUGAGAUUGAUGAUGGAGAUACAGAUGGACAGGGGUAUAGUGAUGCCCAAGUGGGGAUGCCGGUCGUUUCGCCGUACCCUACCAGUGCGAGCGGGGGAGGAGGGAGGUACUCGGCUGUACCUGGAGAAGAGAGGAGGGGGAGCUUUGGGGUGUCGGAAGGAGGGACGAUGACUUCGGCGGGAGUGGCGGGUGUGGGCGCUGCGGCUGGUGUCGGCGGGAGAGGGUCGAUGGGGGAGGAUAGGGAGCGGGAGCGAGAACGUUGGGAAGGGAACGGGGUGGCUGGUCCAUUACCGUCGAAAUCGCCUCUCGGACCCGGAUCCAGCGCGGCAGGUACGAGUACGGCGGUAUCGCCUCAUCAAUUGUCCCCGCCUGUCUCAAGGACGGGCGGCUCGAACGACUCGGUACCUUCGCUCAAGAGGGAUACGCAGAAUAUGCUGGGUCUGCCACCUGGUGCUGGCGCUGGCAUUGGCUUGGGCGAUGGCAUAGGCGGAGGCGGGGGGAUGCGUGUGAUGAACCACGAUCAUCCGGAUUAUCUCCCAGCUAUCCCAGUAGGGGCCGGAGGGAGCGGGAAUUCCCGAGGAAGUGGGAACAGACAGUCGAGGGAGGAUAGACAACCGCAGUUCCGCAGACAUGCGGACGCGGGGAGGGUGGAAGAUGUCGUAGAUCUCCCACCGCUGUAUACGGAUGUCCCGAGGGAGGGGCGGCUGGAACACGAGGUGGAUGUGGGGGAACGCACAGGCUUAGCGCCGGACAGUCCUAGGUAUACGGGGAGAUAG